CUUCAGCAUUCUUGUUAUCCGCUGGUGGAUCGUGCAACAGGGUAUGCACAGACGGUGUGCGUUCACUGACACUAUUAAGACAGCCUAUUUUGGCUCCUUUUUAAGCCGCUCACGGCUUCCAUGUAAUCAAAACGAGAAAAAAAUAUCGCUCGACUUCCAACACAAAUUUAUUAACUCGUUUGUCUUUGUGAUAUUGCAGAAGAGACAAGCACCGGAAGCCGAGGUAGUACGGGGUAUGCGAGCCCGGUACGUUGAGUACGAUGUGCCGAGGCUCAAGCACAUCCGUCUUCAAUAAAAAACAAAGAGGUCACUAUUAAGACUAUUAAUAAAAAAUAUUGUACAAAAAAAAACACAAAUAAAGAAGGAAAAUAUAAACAAGAAAACAUCGCCUUUACAUAGAUGCUUUUGUGUAUGGUGAAGUCUUUAUAAGAACCUAGCUACAUAACACAUUUGAAACGAAUUUUUUUGUAAAAUGGAAUAAUAGCGUCAGUGAAGUCAAGUAUGUCGAUAUUAUACUUGGGAAAUUAAUUAAUCGUUGAUGCCAAGCGCUUCCAAUUCUUUUCAGGCGGUGGUGUUUUCACCAACUGUGAUUUUGGUGUUUAAUGGUACUGGUUAAAUAAACAAGAUUUGAUCUUAUAUUUUGAUAAUCAAUGGAAGAAAGUGAAUCCAAUAUAUCAUUGCUUGUCCAAGGAAGAACUGAGCCAGAUGGGGCUGUAUGUGAUUAUGACUCUGAAACACAAUCUCCUGUCAAAUUGCAGGAAGAGGUCUACAAUUUAGUUAUGAAUGAACACAAACCCGAAGAUAUUAGCACAGAUCUUAGAUCAGGGGCUACAAAUGAGCUAUCCCCUCCGUUAUUGUCUGAUGCUGUGGAUGUAGAGAAUUGUACGACUAGCUCGGUUGCUAGCUGUUCUGACAGUGGCAUAUGUUCAACUCCUCAUAAUGAGGAAGAUCUGAAUGGAUUUGAGGACAUACCAUUGAACGUUAGCAUGGAUUUGUGUGAUGGUGUGAAUGCUGUCAAUUUUGGUGAUUCCUUAAGUGAAAAGUUGAGACGGAUGGAUGAUGUCAGCGGGUCGACAUUUGAAGGAAAGAAGUCGCGAGGAAAGUUAAGGUAGCAUGCAUAGAUGUAUGAUACGACACUUUACCAAGUUACCCAAUAAUUUUAACCCAAUUUACAAAACUUGUCUCAAGAACCAUGGUCACAUUAACCCAUUAAGCUGCAGAGCUUCCACAUUGACGAGUGAAAUCGUCUGGCAUUAGACGAGUAAAAAAAUAAGUAGGGCGCACUGAAGCGCAUUGUGGCUCAAUGGAUUAACUAUAGAGACAUUGUCAGAUUUUUUGGUUAACCCAUUAAGCUGCAGAGCUUCCCCAUUGACGAGUAAAAUCGUCUGGCGUUAGACAAGUAAAAAAAAUAAUUAGGGCGCAUUGUGGUUCAAUAGGUUAACAUCUGAUUCCAUGAGCCCCUUUUCUCAGUGAAAUGCAAAACAUUUCGCCCAAAAUUAAUUUGUUCAUGCACAGUAAAAAUAAAUUAGGCUUUACAAGAAAACAUUUCACUUCGAAAAGCAAAUAUUAAGAAUCACUCAGGUGUAACCAUCCAUAUUUCCCAGACACAAAUUCGCGUAAAGAAUUUUGCCAUGGUGGAUUCAGGCCUUUAGAGUAACAGUGUGCAAAGUAGAGUGCAGUGCAUUGCAUUGAAUGGCAGCACUCUCCUUAAUGAGUAAAAUUGUAUGGUGUUUAAUUAAUAGACACAAUAAAAUAAUAUCUGUCAUGAGACAGAGCAAAAUAAUAUAUGUAGGGUACAUCAGAGCACAUUGCCACUUAAAGGGUUAGCUGAUAUGAUAUUCUUGCCUCUAUAUCACAAAGAAUAUGAAAAAUAAUUUUAGCAAUUGUACAAAACUUUGAAUAUUUUGUAGAAAUUUAUUUAGUCGUUCAACAACAACAAAGUCAUCAUAUAAUCCUGGUUCACAAACAUUAGAUAUCCAAGGUUGGUUAUUUUAUAUUAGGG
This is a messenger RNA of Paramuricea clavata, 2002 nucleotides long. NCBI's taxonomy places the organism in Eukaryota, Metazoa, Cnidaria, Anthozoa, Malacalcyonacea, Plexauridae. The record is from the annotation of a GenBank genome assembly.